AUUUUGAAUUAUAUUUUAGAUUCUUGGCGACAGGACUCCUAAAGGACCAUCAGAUUCAGCUUCCGAGUUGGACGGUCCACGGUGGCAGGCAUUGUCCCCUCUGUGGCACAAGCCAUUUGGGACUGUCUGGUUGGUGAAUGCAUCUCUCCCCAAGGAGGAAGAUUUGAGGGGUAUCGCUGCCAAGUUCCUGGAGAGGUGCUAUUUCCCCAACUGUCUUGGCUCCAUUGCCGGGAAACAUGUAGUAAUCCAGGCUCCACCGUGCUCAGGUUCACAAUUCUACAACUGCAAGGGUACAUAUUCAGUUGUACUCUUGGCUGUAGUAGAUGCCAUCUGCGGUUUCCGUGUUGUCAAUGUUGGUGCUUACGGCAAGGGAAGUGAUGGCGGAACCCUCUGGGACUCUGCCUUCGGCCAGGCAUUUCAGGAUGGCACCCUGGAGUUUCCACCACCUGCAUCACUCCCUGGGGCAGAAGACCUGGGACCUGUUCCCCACGUCUUCGUCGGCAACGAAGCCUUCCCUUUGCGACCCAACCUCAUGAGGCCCUACGCUGGAUGCCAGCUGCCAUUGCCAAAGCCUGUAAGGAUCUUUAACAAACAACUGUCCAGGGCAAGGUUAGUUGUUGAAUGCGCCUUUGUGAUUCUGGCAGCCCGGUGGAGAAUGUAUCGGAGAGUGCUUGGUCUCAGUCUCUCAAAUGUUGAUGCCUGUGUGAAGGCCACAUGUGUUCUCCACAACUACCUGCGGAGGUCUUUUCCAGGAGGCGCUCUGGAUGAAGAUGUGCAUGCCAAAUGGUUACCUACCUGAUGUCACCAGGGCAGGUGCCAACAACACCCCCAGACAGGCACUCCAGUUUGAAUGGGCAUGGCAGAACCCCCACUCCUCCCGACGCCUGUCCCACGUCACCCGGCGUUCAAAGAAGGAAUCCAGCCUGCAGUUCCACUGGCGUGUGGUGUCCAACAUGUUGCGGGUGAUGCCGUGGAGCCGCCUGCCCCUCACCACCCGCUGGCUCAAGCAGGAGUACAGGAUGGACUUUGAGCCUGGCCUUCAGCCGCCGCUGCACGUCCCUUUGGCCUUCGGCAGCAUCAGGGCCAGGAAACAGAAACCGAAGGAUGUGGAAGAGGAACAAGAGGAGAAGGGUGCAGAUAUAUGCCUCCUUUGUCAGGGCACUGUUAAGUCUGCAGAUAAGAUGACCUGCUUCCAUCCCUUAUGUCACAUGACCAGCCAUGUGAUUUGCUUAGCCAAACACUUUCUGACGGGUGAGGCCGCACAUCUCCUUCCUGUGGAGGGGGAGUGUCCCGGUUGCCAUCACUCAGUACUGUGGGGGAGUCUGAUUCGCCACAAGAAUGGCUGUUACGGAGACCUGGAGAAGAACACAUCCUCAUCCCAAAACCAUUGGACAGAUGAACUGCAGUUAUAAUCUGAAUGUGAUCAGUCAUAACCUUCCUAAUAUGAACUUUGAACUGCUACCGAGUCACCAUGACUGUACAGAGAAAAGACUGUGAAGAUAGGAUGAAAUACAGUAGAUCAAUGACUAGCAAGUUACUCUUUAAUGGACUUCCUGCAACAGCAAAGGGUUGAUCAAUUGAUUGAUCCAUCAGAAGAUUUAAUGAAUGCACAAAAAUCAUGCUGAUCUGGUGUGAAAAAUGUUUUUAAUGCAGCAUCUGAACCCUUUUUAGAUUGUAUCUGUUAACUAAAAAACAAUCAUGAAUAAGGCAGUUUUAAAUGUGUGUGUAAAACCUAUAUGUAUUGUAUGUACAACCAAUAAAACAUAGAUGCUUUGUUUUGGAGCCAAGGAAAGCACACGUUUUUGACCCUGA
Messenger RNA from Oncorhynchus tshawytscha (Chinook salmon), 1812 nucleotides. It is a transcript of the gene slx1b, whose product is annotated as SLX1 homolog B, structure-specific endonuclease subunit. Gene Ontology annotation, molecular function: crossover junction DNA endonuclease activity; 5'-flap endonuclease activity. The transcript has 4 exons. Gene Ontology annotation, cellular component: Slx1-Slx4 complex. Gene Ontology annotation, biological process: double-strand break repair via homologous recombination. The record is from RefSeq and is a predicted model, not a curated record. Lineage: Eukaryota; Metazoa; Chordata; Actinopteri; Salmoniformes; Salmonidae. Bases 765 to 1412 code for a protein of 215 amino acids.